Culex quinquefasciatus (southern house mosquito) is the source of this 2391-nucleotide messenger RNA. RefSeq names its product multivesicular body subunit 12A-like. Gene Ontology annotation, biological process: regulation of epidermal growth factor receptor signaling pathway; endosome to lysosome transport via multivesicular body sorting pathway; viral budding. The record is from RefSeq and is a predicted model, not a curated record. Gene Ontology annotation, cellular component: cytosol; ESCRT I complex. Bases 740 to 1651 code for a protein of 303 amino acids. The transcript has 4 exons. Lineage: Eukaryota; Metazoa; Arthropoda; Insecta; Diptera; Culicidae.
GAACAGAAACAGAGAGAAAGGCACAAAAAUCAGUUCUCCGCGAUUCGUUCCUUCGUCCAGUCGUUCGUGGGAGUUGCUGCCGCUGUGCUGUGCCGUUGAGAGAUCUCCCCCUUCUGAGAAGCUUCUAAACUCUGUGGGCUCUUUGUAGAAGUAAACACUAACACAGCAGGCUUAGUCGUUGCUUCUAUGAGUAAAGUUUCGGCCCGUUCUAAUGUUUUCAUCGUCGUCGUCGUCGUCGGGACUUUGAAGAGUAUUCUUGUGGCACUUUUUGGUCUUUUUGGCCUCAGUUCGCUCACCUUUCUUUGUGUGGAGCUUUUUUUCGGGGGGCUCUUCUUCCCUUGAGUGGUGUGCUGGUUCCGUGACUCGUCCACGAAGGACAGACGAUGAAGUGGACGCGAUAAUAACCGAUUUCGAAAGAUUUUGGAAACCUCCAGAGAGAGAGGUAGAGCAAAAAUCGAACCGCAGGAGAUGAUUAAUUCAUAGCGAUCGUCGUCGUCGUCACGGUGUGUGUCAUAAAUAACUUGGGUCAACUGCCCCCUGGCCAUCGAGACGGGAAACCGAAAGAGAACAACGCGAGAGAGAGAACCUGCCACCAGAAAGUUAGGAAAUUCCAACGCAGCUCGCGACCUGCUGCUAUUUACGUAUUUAAGUAGAAAGAGAUUAAGCCACCGCGUACACAGACUGAGUCAUUCUCCCACUGAUAGUCUACGCUAGAAAGGACAAACAAACCCACGAAAAGAUGUUGAAAACGAAAUCUCAACAGCAGAAGAACAUUCUCAACACCAUCAUUAGCGUGCUGCCGGACAAUCGACCCAUUACGUCCCUUCAGCUGGUCGAAGAUUAUGAGCGCUGUCCGGCUAACUUUGCCCCGAUCAAUAAAACCUACGACCAGGAUCAGGAUGCGGACCUGUGGCGAGAAAACAUUCUCUUCGGGAAGAAAACCUCGCGCUACCUGUGCCAAUCCAAGACGGAAGGCCUUCCCGAUUACAUCCUGGAAACGCUGCGGGUAAUCGGCGAAAAAGAAGCACUGCCGGAGGGAUUUUCACAGUUGACUCGAACGGCGGACUCGGAGCAGAAGGCUUGGCGCAAACGUCAGCUGGUGUACCGGUUGGCGAAGAAGGGAGUCGCCAAGCAGGCCAUCACCGAUAUCAUACUGUGUUCGAGGUUGCGGCAGGCGCCGGAGGGAUUCACGCUGGCGGGUGAAAUCAACGGCAUUCUGAUCUGCUACAAAACAUCACUAAUAGCCCACCGCGCCCCACCCGGCGUCCCGUCCCGCCAGAGCAUCACCGAUCUCGAGCGUACCAUUGAAGAUUUGAAGAUUCAAGCCGGCCAAGAGAAUCCACUCUAUCCAGCGGUGCCAUCGGAUCCGUCCGAUCAUGACUACGAGCAGCUGCGGAUGUCGUACCAAAUUUCCCCCAAACGGCCCGCACCCAAACCGCCGGCGUACUCCACCGGAACGUUGAACGUUCACACCGAGGUGGAAGGAGUUCCGUUCGUGCUGAAUCCGGCCCUCUCCCGGCAGUCUUUCGAGGUUCCGUCGCUGUACGAGCCCAGCAGCUCGAAGCUUGAGUAUGACUUCCACCUGGAACGGCAGAUUCUCUGCACGACCAAGACAACGAAUGCUCAAAACAAGAAUCCGUUCUUCCACUAGCCGUUGGUGGUCGUCGAAUCAAUAUUCUCAAGUAGGUGAACCCCCUCUUCCACGCAGAACCACACUUCCCAGAAAGGUUGUUUUUCACACGUUUGUCUCCCGUUGAUCCAUGUUUGAGAGCCACAAAAAAAAAAACAAAACGAAUUGCGAUUAUCAGGUUCCACAGAGCCAUCGAAGGUAAAACCUUACCCGUCAUUUUAUAGCACGUAAGUUAAGCAAGUUGUCCCUAGGAGUAAUCCCAAUUUCAUCGUCGCUAGUCGCUGAUGAGAAGCAUCGAUUGUUGCGUUUCUACACCCACAAAACUCGAAUUUACAUUUACCGUCUUGUUCGUGUUGUUUACCAGUAAGCUCCCGAAAUUAUGUCACCCAGAGGAGAGACGUUAUUCCACUGGAAUUGAUUUAAAAUAUAUACAUAUAUUUACACCCAACCAUCACCGACUACUGAAAUCCUCACAGCAUUUUAUUUGUUUGCAAAAACAAGCAGGAAUCAGGCUAAACCACGAUAACUUUUUACAAGUUACACACACCAAAAACCAAAACACGUUGAUUUGUUAAAAGCAGACCAUUCUCAUCGGUGGACUGGACUGAUUAAAGACGAAAGAAAAAAAACAAGUUUUCCAAAUCGGCACUGAAUAGUAUUUAGAACCAAACCCAUUCUCUAUUGGUUAGAAGCGUAUAUGCUCUAUUGUAUUGGAAGUAUUGUUAGGAAAACGAAUAAAGUAUUGCCAGCGUAGAGUUAAA